UUGACUACCGAAGCCGACCGAACUACAUUGAAAUACCAUUUUCGUCCAAAUUAAUUCCUCUUUCUAAUUAUGGUUACCUCUAUGUUUGUUCUAUUCCAUUUCCCCUCGCUUCUGGACCCUACACUGAUGAAAACACCGAUGCCGGCGGUGGUGAUGGCGAUCAUCAUGAUGGCGAUGAUGGUGACAUAUUCCCAACUCGAAACCCGGCCGCCGCACCCGUGGACUGGACAAGCAGCAAAGCCAACCGAAGUUCGGAAGCCGUCCGGAUGCUGGAGCGAUGCAUCAAGCUGGAACCACUAUUCACCGCGGCUUAUCUGGAAUUGGUGAAAUUAUACAGCGGUUUGAAGGCUGGCCAGCUGUUGCGGCGAGUGGUCCAGCUGAACCCGUACGACGUGGACCUGCGCCGGCAGUACGGCGACUGGCUGAUGGAGCAGAAUUUGCUGCUGGAGGCCAUUGUCCAGUACCAGGAAGGUCUUAAAAUAAUGGAAACACAUCAAUUAUCGGUAAUCGGAGCCUGUCGGGCGCUUCGCCGGCUCGGCCAACACUCACGACUCCAUCAGCUGAUACUGAGAUGGCAAUUUAUAGUGCGCUUAUCGAACGGUGGCAUUCCGAUACAGACCGAGAUCUAUCUUCGUGAUUGGAGCCUGAAGCACGAGCUCCGGAACCGGGCCAUGAUCUACGAUGUUGGCGGAAGCGGGGCUGCGACAGGUGGUGGUAGUGGCGGAGCAAGCAGUACUGGGCCCAAUAGCGCAAGCACCCGAAGUAUUUCGCAUGGAAGCAGUCACAGCAGUGGGAGAGGGUCGGAUGUUGUCCGGGCGGAAGGCAGUGUGGAUUGUGGUGCAUCUUUCGAUGUUUGCUCAAGUCCCACCGAUCCAGCCGUUCGCAGUCACUCGUCAGUGGAAUCCGAAAUCAGCAUACGAAUCCUCCGAACGCCUCACUGCAACCUUUCGGAACAUCUCUCGGGAUCGCUUAAAAAUUGCAAAAUACCUCCUGGGUCACCAUCGUCGCCGUCACAGACGGCGUCCCGUGUGAAGUCGUCGUCAUCCCGAGGAGGAGAUGGUAAAACUACGGGGAAGCAUAAAAAGUGGCCUAAAUCGCGCCAUAAGAGCAAAGGACCCACGCCUACAGUGACAGACUCAUCGGCUUCGUCGGAGCUGGAACCUAGCUCGGGUGAUUUGAGUCCCCUGUUGGUGUCCAACAUACUGGAUAAGCUAUAACCUUAGGUAACAGCCAGUUGAUGCAGAAAACGAAAAACGUGACUUUCAACAAAGGGUUUUACAAAGCCAAACAAGCCUAACCAGCUCAUGAUUAGCAACAAUACCGAGCCUGGUCUAAUCGCUUAAUUUUCAAACGAAGAAACCAUGUAAGUAUUAUUGAUCAAAUAUUGUAAAUUUGUUUCGAUUACGAAUCGGCCAAAAAAAUGGUGCAAUGUACAGUAACAGAAGUAAACUCAAUCGAUAAUAAGUGAUACAUUUGGAUAAGACUAACUUAGCGAUAGUUAUUUAAGUUGCUAGCCAUAGGAAUUCAGCCAUGCAAUGUACGAUAGCUAACUGCUACGAAACUACCACAAAGAAUAAUGUUUGAGAGUGAGACAUGCGACAUAAGGUGUAAGAAUACUAUUAGAAUAGUGUUUAUUUUUUUAAAACCAUACUGUAAAGAUUUUCAUGUGUAUGAUAUGGGAGCGAAAGCAAACAACCUGGAACUAGACUAGAAAGUUAGGCUAAGCUCAUGCGCCGAUUCUACGGAUUGUGGAAGCGGUAAUUGCCAAGUGAUAAAUCAUGACAAAAACAUAAACUAAGCUAAAGUCCGCGGGAAUGGAAACGAUUGUAGAGCUAAAUCUAAGACUGGUGAAUAGACAUUCAAAUACAUUUAAUGGCGAUGGGUUUUUCAAAAAGAUGUGUGGGCAGGGCAUUGGGGUGUGUCAUUAAUUAUAUGGAGCAAUUUAAAUUUUGUUAAAUCUAGGCGGACCACUUUUUUAAUUCUUCAAUCACUUAACCUAAUUUACAGCUCUAUUGUCCACUAAGGCACUGCAUGAGCUAUUCCAAUUGGAAGCUGUACUUACACACUAAGAAAAAGUCGCAGAAUUCUGUGGAAUACUUCACCGAAUCUAUACUGUAAACCGAGUUUCCACAGAUCCUUCUGCGAAAUACAAAGCUUUUAGAUCCAACUGUCAAAACUUCAAAGAACAUUCGGUGAAAGCAAACAAACACACUAAGAAUAAAUCACAGAAUUCUGUGAAAUUUCACCGAAAUCUCAACAGCAGAAUUUUCGGU
Aedes albopictus (Asian tiger mosquito) is the source of this 2273-nucleotide messenger RNA. RefSeq lists its product as uncharacterized. The coding region runs from base 267 to 1217 and encodes 316 amino acids. Lineage: Eukaryota; Metazoa; Arthropoda; Insecta; Diptera; Culicidae. The transcript is spliced from 4 exons. Gene Ontology annotation, molecular function: protein binding. The record is from RefSeq and is a predicted model, not a curated record.